UUAUCACACCGGCCCUACUGCGCAAGCUCGGAAAGAGAGCAACGUUUCUGAGCAAAACAUCAACAAGUGGAGGGGAUGCAGGGAAGCUGAAUAUCGAUAAUCAGUACCCGAACCCGAACCCGAACCCGAACCAGCAGAGAUUCCUGUCGGUGCUUUAUUUGUAAAUGUUGUCGAACCCAUGAACUUGGCCAGUCAGAGCGGGGAGGCCGGCUCCAGCCAGCUCCUCUUCGCCAACUUCAACCAGGACAACACGUCCCUGGCUGUUGGCACCAAAUCUGGCUACAAGUUCUUCUCUCUGUCAUCGGUGGAUAAACUAGAACAGAUAUAUGAAUGCACUGACACAGAAGAUGUGAACGUUGUGGAAAGGCUGUUCUCCAGCAGCUUGGUUGCUAUCGUUAGCCUUAAAGCGCCUCGGAAGCUGAAGGUGUGUCACUUUAAGAAAGGGACUGAGAUUUGUAACUACAGCUAUUCCAAUACCAUCCUGGCUGUCAAGCUCAACAGACAGAGGCUAAUAGUAUGUCUGGAAGAAUCUCUGUACAUCCACAAUAUCCGAGAUAUGAAAGUACUGCACACCAUCAGAGAGACCCCUCCAAACCCUUCAGGUCUGUGUGCGCUGUCGAUUAGUAACGAUAAUUGCUACUUGGCAUACCCUGGGAGUGCGACAAUAGGAGAGGUACAGGUCUUCGACACUAUCAAUCUGAGAGCCGCUAAUAUGAUCCCAGCCCAUGACAGCCCCCUGGCAGCUUUGGCUUUUGACGCAAGCGGUACCAAACUCGCCACAGCCUCUGAAAAGGGGACUGUGAUCCGAGUGUUCUCCAUUCCUGAGGGACAGAAGCUCUUUGAGUUCAGGAGAGGAGUGAAGAGGUGUGUCACUAUCUGCUCUCUUGCAUUCAGUAUGGAAGGACUGUUCCUGUCUGCAUCCAGUAAUACUGAAACAGUUCAUAUCUUCAAACUGGAGACACAGAAGGAAAAGCCGCAAGAGGAACCCACAACUUGGUCUGGCUACUUCGGGAAGGUGCUGAUGGCCUCCACCAGCUACUUGCCAGCCCAGGUCACAGAGAUGUUUAACCAGGGCAGGGCCUUCGCUACAGUCAGACUGCCCUUCUCUGGGCACAAGAACAUCUGCGCACUUGCUAUACUCCAGAAGAUCCCUCGUUUGUUGGUGGCAGCGGCUGACGGUUACCUGUACAUGUACAACCUGGACCCACAAGAGGGAGGAGAGUGCACACUAAUGAAACAGCACAAGUUAGACGGAAGUGUUGAGCCAGCUAAUGAAAUUCUGGAGUCAACAACCCACGACCGUCCAUUGGUGGCACAGACGUAUAGUGCCGCUGUAGCAAAAGGAUACUCCGAGGAUCAGGGAGCAGUUGGUGGGGUUGGUCUGGAUGAUGACAUGACCUCCCUGCGUUUGGAUGAAGAAAAUGAGCAGCCUCCCAUGAUCCUUCAGACUGACUGACGUACCUUGUUACCUGUGAACUCGCCUCUUGAGUCGUAGAACUGUGACAUUGGACUCUCUUGUGCUGCUACGAACUUCUAAUGGAGUGGAAGAGAGAUUAAAAGGAGGGGGGGGGGGGGGGGGGGGGGAAUACCUUGACAUAGCCUAAUUCUGUAUCGAUAAGUAUAUACUGUUUUUUCUUUUCCAGUGGCUUUUAAAUCUUGCAGAUCUAUGCUAGCUGUACUUAAUUUUUCUUUCGCCAAAAAACAAAGAUUGAAGCUGCCCCUUGCAGAUUCUAAGCCUCUUCGCUUUGCAUGCACACAUGUGCCAAUUAUAGCAUUGAUAGACAUAGCUUUGUUUGCGUUCUCUUUCAUGGUUUCCAAAAUGACUGUCGGAGCUGUCUCUCAGAUUGGGAUGUAAGAUUUGAGUAACACUAUGAUAAGAAAUGCCAUCCCCCUAUUUUCGAGGUCAGAUUUGGUUGGCAACAUUGUGUUUAUAGUCCUGUGAAAAUUGUGAUUGCAAUAUGUUGACUUUUUUUUUGUUUUGGUUCCAAGUCGGUUGAAAAAGCAGAACUAGACAAUGGUUGGUGCUGCCGUGCAGCUGUUUCAUCAUACUAGACCUACAUAGUGGUCAUUAUCCCUCUGGGUAGUCUUCAUGGAAAACUCUUAAGAUGCUAUUCUUUUAAAAUGAAUGUCUGUAUCUGUGCUGGCUCACAUGGUCAACGGAUAUUCAUUUUGGCAUCGGACCAAGAUCAAAUACUACAGUAUACCGAAGACGAAAUCUUCACUUGCGUUUGUUCCUUUUAAACUUAUUUCCUCUAAAUUACCAUGUCGUCUGGUUCAUUGGGUGGAUCAGUUGUAGAGUGAAAUAGCAUAUGGUUAAAACAAUUGUCUUCUUUUUAGAGUGAAAAGGCUAAGUGUAUAGCCCUACCAUUUUGUAGCAGUUUGACCCUUCUUUAUAAAGAAGUUUGUCUUUUUUUUUCUUCUUCCAUUUAAAGAAUGUGCAACAGUAAACGUGAUUCAGAGGUAAAAGCAGAUUUGUAGUGUUGGAAUGAAAACUGAGCCAGUAGAACAAGCCACCUGUUCACAAGAUAUGCUUUUCUUUUUUUAUUUUUAUUUUUUUUUAUUAAAUAUAUAUGAAAUAAUGAAUUUCCUGCCGAUGAAGGUAAUGGCUGAACAUAUACAGUACCUACAGAGUAAGUGGUGGCUUACAGUUUCCAGUAAUUCUUAACAUUUGUGUUGAAAUAUUUCAGUAAGAUAAAUACACUGAUUUGUAUUGAAAUGAAAGGUUACUUCUCACUGUUUAUUGGUAAGAGUGAACAUUGUGGCUGCUGCUGUAGAUCUUGCAAGAUGGAAUAAAUGGAGACCUUGCUUCGCAGGAGAAAAGCAUAGAGGCAUAGGAGUAGAGUCCCUUGAUGCCACUUUAAAUUGUUUUCCUGCAAGUGUAUGAAACGGCUCUAGGGCAAACAUUUACCUAGAUCAUAGUUAGAUUGCGCUAACAAGUGCCACAGGUAAAGUCUGCUGUGUCUGUUUUGAAGAGGAAUGGCAAGGUGUUUUAAACUUCCAGACACCACUGAAGGCAUUUAUUUUAAAUGUCAGUACCUGAAUGUGCAUUGUUUUAUAUGAGAUAAUAUAAUGCAUAUUGUUGCUUGCUAUUCAGUAACAGAUGAUAGCUUCCUAAGCUUUUCUAAAGAGUAUUUGUGUCCUGGAUCAAUGUUAAGAACCUGUUUACGGAUGUGAGUUGUGUUUUUAUUUAUUUAUUUUUUUUAACCCUUUUGUAUUUUGUGUCAAUGGCAGAUCAUUGAAUUACAAAUCAUACAAAAAUAGUAUUUCUACAAACGUAUCUAAUUGAUUAAGCCAAAUACGUGCAUAGUGAGUGUUUAUUACUUCAUUGCACAAUCCUUGCUUUUUGCUUUCCAGUAGGAAAAAAUAUUUUAAAAUGCCCCACUUUCAUGUUUUUGAAAAAAAAAAGUGAUAAAUGUCCACAAAUGGUCAUGCAGUACUAAUGAAAGGUGUAUGUGGUUGUAGAAAUGCGUGAAAAUAAACUGUAUCGUACAUCACUUGUAUGUAUUAUAAAUCUGAGUGAAUGCAGAAUCUACCCUUUUAGAAAUUUUUGUUCAGGUUUUAAACAACCCUACUUUGUUUGACAAGGGACUUACAAUAACCAGUCUAAGUUAGGCUAUAAAUUCUCCUUGUAAAAUAACAUCGAGACAUAAAUAAAGAUCUGCCACAGAAAACAACAAAUGUGAUUUUAGCAAAAGCACAGAACCAAGGACAAGUUUACAGCCCAAUUUUAACAAGUUUAUAGCAGCUGCAAGGUCGCAGUUUCGUUCCAUUGGUAAGAUUAAAGAGUAAGUAGUAGGGUUCCGAAAAAUGUAGCUUUACCAUGUGCUACUGGAACUGUUUAAAUAACGUUCCUUUCACACUUUUUAAAGUUAUAAGUGUAAAAAGUUGUUAGGAUAUUAACAGUGGAAAGAGACAUGACAGGUAUUUUACUUAGUUGUAGCAACACAUGGGGACGUAGAAUUACAUUUUUCAGGACACCCCUACUUACUGUUCAAGGGUUCUCUUACUAUUUGUAGUGAUUUGAAAACUUGUAUUUCUGUCUUGCCAAGGCAGACAUUGAAGGUGUGUGUGUGUUUUACAUAAAACAAAGAGUACAACCUUUUUUUGCAGUUGCAUGUAAAUGGAUGGGGAAAAGAAAGACGUUUUAAAGCUGCCCUUUUGUUUUUAAUGUCAUAAGAUGGUAGUUAACCUGAUUCAGGUUGAACAGUUUUAUUGCAAGAGGGUGUAAGAAUGGGAUAGAUACGCAUAACUGUGUGUGUAACUUGUUUUCUUAAGCAGCAUUCUGUUCAUAAAUCCAUCUGAUCUGAAGCUGUUUCUGGGGGGGUGCUGUGCCUUGGCAUGUGUUCAUUGGGGAUGAGAUGAAACCUGCUGUAUUUAUGCUGUUUACCUUGUUUUUUCUGCAGUGCUUGUGAAAUGACAUUAAACGACUGUUCAUAAAACAAAACACAUUCCACAGAAUGAACUGUCAAACUGAGAAUUCAGUACUAGAUGGAUUUUUUUUCAUGUAAAUAAAAGAAAGUUGAGUGUGA
Messenger RNA from Polyodon spathula (Mississippi paddlefish), 4529 nucleotides. Its product is annotated as WD repeat domain phosphoinositide-interacting protein 2. The record is from RefSeq and is a predicted model, not a curated record. The coding region runs from base 179 to 1456 and encodes 425 amino acids. Gene Ontology annotation, biological process: autophagy of mitochondrion; protein localization to phagophore assembly site; nucleophagy. Lineage: Eukaryota; Metazoa; Chordata; Actinopteri; Acipenseriformes; Polyodontidae. Gene Ontology annotation, cellular component: extrinsic component of membrane; phagophore assembly site membrane; cytosol. Gene Ontology annotation, molecular function: protein binding; phosphatidylinositol-3,5-bisphosphate binding; phosphatidylinositol-3-phosphate binding. The transcript is spliced from 12 exons.